CUCCCUCCCUCUCCCUCUCCCUCUCUCUCUCUCUCGCUCUCUCUCCCUCCUCACCGUCUCUCCCUUAAUCCCAUUUGCCAUUGUACAUGCCCAAUCGCCUAUACUUUCCGCAUUUAACUUGGAUGACAUUUUUAUUUCAUCAUUAGCAUCAGACGCCAGACUGACUGACACGACGGACACACUUUGCGUUUUGACGAAAGAACCCGGAAUGAGACAUCUCCAUGUUUACGCAUGUUUGGGUUUUGUUUUUUUUGUUUUUCCACACCCCUUCAAACAUUUUACUUUAUUAUUUUUCCUGUAGCCAAGAAGGACGUGUGUUCUGACGCGCUCUCCGGGUGUGAAAUCCAGUGUCCUCGCAGCCAGGAUAUCGACGGUGUGUAAGUCAGCGUCGCUUCUCGCCGUUUUUUUCCUUUCUUCUUUUUCUUUUUUCUUUUUUUUUGGUGUGUGUGUGUGUGUGUGUGAAAGAGAGAGAUCCCCGUUGUUUUUUUUUGUCGUGGCGCUCUGCGUUCACACCGCAGCCACAGCGAUGCCAGAGACAACGCAAGAGACGUGCGCUCCGGCCAAGGACUCUCCUUUCUUCAUUAAGAACCUGCUGAACUGUGAUAGCAAACCGUCCAAACCCAAGCCGGUGCUGGCUGCCACCAAGGCCGCCUUGGAGGGAGGAUUUUCCCUCUCCCAGGUCGGGGACUUCAACUUUCCGCGCUUCGACCUGCCCACACAGAGGUUCAGUCUGCCGGCUCACUACCUGGAGCGCACCUCGGCGUGGUGGUACCCCUACGCCCUCAGCUCGUCCGCCCACCUGCACAGAACCGAAGUCACCGAGAAACCAGAAGCCAGAGACUCCUCUCCCACCUCGGGCACAGACAGAGACUCUCCGGACCUGGUGCUCAAAUCCGAGCCGGGGGCCAAAGACGACGAGGAGGACGAUGAGCACAACAACAAGAGCGGCGACGAGAUCAUCCUGGAGGAGAGCGACGCGGAGGAAGCCAAAAAAGACGAGCUGGACGAGUGGAAGAAGCGGGACGACGACAAGAAGCCGUGCCGCAAGAAGAAGACGCGCACGGUGUUCUCCCGCAGCCAGGUGUUCCAGCUGGAGUCCACCUUCGACAUGAAGCGCUACCUGAGCAGCUCGGAGCGGGCCGGCCUGGCCGCGUCCCUCCACCUGACGGAGACCCAGGUGAAGAUCUGGUUCCAGAACAGGAGGAACAAGUGGAAAAGGCAGCUGGCGGCGGAGCUGGAGGCCGCCAACCUGAGCCACGCCGCGGCGCAGAGGAUAGUCCGGGUGCCCAUCCUCUACCACGAGAACUCGGCCUCGGAGGGCGGAGGCGCCGGUGCCAACGUGCCGGCGAGCCAGCCGCUGCUCACCUUCCCGCACCCGGGCGUCUACUACUCCCACCCCAUCGUCACGUCCGUGCCGCUGCUCAGACCGGUCUGAGAAAACACAGCCGGAGCGCAAGUGUGCGUGUGUUUGUUUUAUUUUCAAAAAAAAAAAAAAUUUAAAAAAUCAGCUCAUCAGAAAAGAAAAGAAAAGAAAAAAAAGACUGAAUAUUUUUGUACAACUGACUGAAUGAAGAAACAAAGAAAACAGAGAGAAAAGAGACACACUGUCAGGCCGACAUGGACCUAUUUAUUGUGUCAUUUUCCACUCAUGUUUUAUAUUGUUAUUAUUAAUUAUUAUGAUCAUUAUUAUUAUUAUUAUAUGUAAUGAUCACCUCAGGAGUCCGCCUGCUUACACUGCCUGAUGAGUGUCUUUCAUUUCUUUCCUUACGACACCAUGACAGUUUGCUGGACAGUGUGAGGAGAAAAAAAAACACAAAGAAACUACCUUGUUUACAACAAAUGAUGGCAGGCCUGGUUAUCAUUAAAACUCCACUUAUGUGAUUUUUUUUUUAAAUUUACAUUUCCAGAAGCGAUCACACGAUAAUGUGCAAUACACUGACGGUGUACAACAUGUUGUCAUCUAUUCACGGUGGAACAUGGAUGAGGCUUUGUUGUAAUUGACUUUUUUUGUUAUUAUUAUUUGUUUUUGUUUUGUUUUGUGUUGUUUUUGACGGGGGACAAUCAAGACACUCUCACCUGUAAAAUAACUCAUGUAUGUUUUAGUUUUUAGUGACUCUCCGCAUCUCGUUGCUCUCCACAUUGACGCGUCCUUCAAGCACAAGUGUGAGCUCCAAACGUCUCUGAAUCGACUUUUUGUGUUUUUUUUUCUGAAAAUAUCGACAAACUGGUGUAUGAAAAAACAAACAAACAAAAAAACCCAAACAAGAAAAAAAAACAACGUUAUGUAAAUGUAUAUAUUUAAUGAGACGCGGGGAGAGGAGCUGCCACCUGCGGCUCCUCGUUUGUACAGUGAAAAAAAAACACGUUUUGAUAUUGUAUUGCUGGAACCAUGUUGUGAAAUAAAUGGAGACUAUUCCUUACA
Messenger RNA from Acanthopagrus latus (yellowfin seabream), 2422 nucleotides. It is a transcript of the gene hmx3a, whose product is annotated as H6 family homeobox 3a. The coding region runs from base 527 to 1435 and encodes 302 amino acids. The transcript has 2 exons. The record is from RefSeq and is a predicted model, not a curated record. Gene Ontology annotation, biological process: regulation of transcription by RNA polymerase II. Lineage: Eukaryota; Metazoa; Chordata; Actinopteri; Spariformes; Sparidae. Gene Ontology annotation, molecular function: RNA polymerase II transcription regulatory region sequence-specific DNA binding; DNA-binding transcription factor activity, RNA polymerase II-specific. Gene Ontology annotation, cellular component: nucleus.